CCUGAAGUUUGUGCAGUAUCUGGUGAGGCUGGCCACUGGCACGCUCCAUGCAGACAGUGUUGAAGAUGAAUUGGAAAUGGCCACAGUUCGGCAUCGCCCUGAGGCUCUGGAGUUGCUUGAGGCACAGACAAAGUUCACAAAGAAGGAGCUGCAGAUUCUCUACAGAGGAUUCAAGAACGAAUGUCCCAGUGGGAUUGUCAAUGAAGAGACUUUUAAAGAUAUUUAUGCUCAGUUUUUCCCACAGGGAGAUGCUUCGAAUUACGCACACUUUCUGUUUAACGCUUUCGACACAGACCACAAUGGAUCUGUGAGCUUCGAGGAUUUUGUAACAGGGCUUUCUACACUGCUGAGAGGGACAAUUCAAGAAAAACUCAACUGGGCAUUUAAUUUAUAUGAUAUUAAUAAAGAUGGCUAUAUCACUAAAGAGGAGAUGCUUGACAUCAUGAAGGCCAUCUAUGAUAUGAUGGGUAAAUGCACAUACCCUCUUGUUAGGGAAGAUACACCAAAACAACAUGUUGAGAAUUUCUUCCAGAAAAUGGACAUUAAUAAAGAUGGAGUUGUGACUAUAGAGGAAUUCAUAGAAAGCUGCCAAAAAGAUGAGAACAUCAUGUGCUCCAUGCAGCUGUUUGAGAAUGUGAUUUAGCUCAUGUUCGUGGACUGUGAAGAACGGACAUUUUCUCUAGUUUUGACAAUAAUUUGGAGCUGCAUCUUACCAUUUUACCAUGAAUAGACUGUUCAGCUUUAUACUAAGUCAUAUAUUAUGCAAAGUAGCUUUUCUAUGAUGCCUUCCAAAAAUCAGGUCUCAUGACGUAUAGCGUUUCAGGUUUGUUUCCACGCUUAAGACAUCUCAUUGUUGACAGGAAUUAUUUUACAUUCCGCGCCAGGAUUUGAACAUUAGACCAUGUUGUAUUGUUUAACCCCUGCCACUUAUGAACACUUCAUGUACGUUGGC
Bufo bufo (common toad) is the source of this 952-nucleotide messenger RNA. RefSeq names its product potassium voltage-gated channel interacting protein 4 (gene KCNIP4). The record is from RefSeq and is a predicted model, not a curated record. Bases 77 to 643 code for a protein of 188 amino acids. Gene Ontology annotation, biological process: regulation of potassium ion transmembrane transport. The transcript is spliced from 8 exons. Gene Ontology annotation, molecular function: potassium channel regulator activity; calcium ion binding. NCBI's taxonomy places the organism in Eukaryota, Metazoa, Chordata, Amphibia, Anura, Bufonidae. Gene Ontology annotation, cellular component: voltage-gated potassium channel complex.